Meloidogyne enterolobii is the source of this 437-nucleotide messenger RNA. The record is from the annotation of a GenBank genome assembly. NCBI's taxonomy places the organism in Eukaryota, Metazoa, Nematoda, Chromadorea, Rhabditida, Meloidogynidae.
UUUAUUUGUUCAAAAAAUGCAUGUUCAAGGAGGAGAAAAUGUUAAUACUUUUGACAUUCGAAUUUUCUUUUCUAAUGGAGCAGCUGUCCAAGCUGUUUUUGAAAAAAAUUCUACAGCAAAUGAUUUGAUUCAUUUAAUGAUUAAACACUUGGAAAUUGACGAUAUUAGUGAUGGGGAAGAAGCUUUGGCUAUUUGGCUUGUUUCUCCGCUUUUAGGUUUGCAUUUUUUAAUGAGUGGGACGCGCAGGUUGAGAUUUUGGGCGAGAUUUGAAAAAUAGUUAGGAGUUAACCAACGGGAGGAAAGGGGAAUUGACCAACAGGAAACCUCUUUUGGCCCUAUUUCUUCGUUUCCCCGUGGCUCAAUUUUUUUCCUUUUUCGUGUAUCUUUCUCCCUGAGUGGUCCUAAAAAAUCCUCCCUAACUAAUCCGUACCUAUGUU